Tuber aestivum (summer truffle) is the source of this 1399-nucleotide messenger RNA. The record is from the annotation of a GenBank genome assembly. NCBI's taxonomy places the organism in Eukaryota, Fungi, Ascomycota, Pezizomycetes, Pezizales, Tuberaceae.
AACACACAUUUCCUCUAUAACCCCCUUGAAUCAAAACUCAUGCUAAAAUCCAUCCCUUUCCCAAGGACUACUCCUCUCUAUCAUGUACUCCCUAAGCGUGCGCUCCACAUCACCUCAAUAAACCGGACCCUUUCUCCCUCUGACAAGCUAUGGAUUGCACCAUCCGACGCUGACCCCUCCAGACGAGACUACGCUCUUGCGUUCCGUACUACCCGUCUCCCAAAGCCAGCGGCAGCUGAAUUGCUUCCCCAGAUAUGCCGGGGCAUAAUCAACUCGAGUCCGAACAUCUCUGUUUCAUCUGCGGUUCGGAAGGUAGUCGAGCGGACAGGGUACGCCUGGGAGAAAUGCGGGAGCUGUGGAAAUGGUCCGUUAGUUGUUGUCCCCGGAGCGAAUUAACAGUCAAUCAUGUCGUCUCGGAAGCUAAACCGAGGUAUUCACAGCAAUGCUUUCACCACGAGAACAGGAUUCCAGAAAUGUGGAGGAUGUCCCCGCACUACUGGUCCUUCCACUCCCAAUAGCCCGUGCGGGCCCCUCCACAGCUGCACCCCCGAGGGAAUUGAUAAAAGGCACCUGCCACGACCUCUCGGACCUGAGCUACCAAUUCAACCCCGACCUAACUUCGCUCCCAACAAUAGAGAAGGGGAUAUACAUCUCAGCCUUGUGGAAACGCCUCCUCCCACUUUUCAAGGGAGCCCUCCGUGCAAGCAUACACAAAGUUCUACCAGACGAGGAGCGAGAGGCACAGAUUGAAACGCUUGUGCACAGAUUCGAAGUAUCCGGGAGCAUCACUGUGGUGUUCGUCCACGCGGAGCUAACAGUCGAGAACAGUCUUGCGCUAGUUUCGGGUGAAGUUGAAGGUUUUCUUACCCCAAUUUGCUCCAUCCUUUGUGCAAGCACUUAAUAGCGAUAGAAUGCGACUACGCAAAUGCCACGAACGGUCUUUGGUCGCCCGUCCUAGCGAUCCUGAGCAAUGGCCUGUCGUUCCAGUAUUUUAUUUACAAUGCCAUCACAGCGCCAACAAGAAUUUCUGCAUCGAAGGUGUUCCCGGGCCUUAGACCAUCCCCUAGCGAGAACGGGUUCGAAGAUAGCGUGGAGGAAGUGUUGCAGAGAAUGUACUAUGUUUUCCUUUGCGGGUAUAUCAAUGGGAUAAAAGCACAGCUUCGGAGGAUUUCGGCGGUUUAUGGGGAGGAGGAUAGAGCAGGUGGGGCGCUGGAGAGAGCGCUCGAGGAGGCGGAAGGGGCUUUGGGGGCCGGCAAGGGGGCGAUAGAUGGCACUGCGGGUGUGGAGGAGGGGGUGGAGGCUCUGGCGAGAAGGUUUGUACCCUGCCCAUGGAGAUCUGCGCUACCACUGUAAGCACCGGUACGGUACUCGAAUGGAAGAUAAAUGUGCUAGGACGUUG